GCGUCUCGCUUAUGUUCUGAUUCCUCGGUGGUGACGCUUGGGGAGAUCGGGGACCGCGUCUGAUCAGCUCCACGGCCUGCGACCUUGCUGCCAGCCCUCCUCAAUAGUUUCCGCUGGAAUUCACACAUAGGGAAUGCCAUUCUUAUAUCUUAAUGGAAACUCUUCAACAUUCUUAAUCAGGUGAUAACUAUGAAAACAUAUAUUUGCACAAACUCAAUACAGAAUGCCAGGUCUGCCUCUCCCAGCUUGUGAAACUACUUGCAGCCAGUCUAGGACAGCAGAUCACAUGUGCCUUCAGCAUGCACGGGUGCGUUUAAGUGAGGAAGAAGCAUUAGUAGCAGAAGAAAGUCUAUCCAUUUAUUGUAAACCAGUUGAACUCUACAAUAUCCUUCAGCGUCGAGCUAUACAAAAUCCAUCAUUUCUCCAAAGAUGUUUGAGUUACAAGAUACAGGCAAAGAGAAAAAGAAGGAUCCGGAUUAGUGUUUCAUUCCCUGGGAAUGUGAACAGUGAAGUACAACCGCAAAAUUUAUUUCCUCUUUAUGUUCUAUUAGCUCAACCUGAUUCUGAUACCAAUAACUUGGAGCAUUCUGCAGUUUAUCGGCUCAAUCGGGCUUGUUUAUUGACAAGUUCCAAUGAAUUUGGGAAGAGAGACCAGGCAGAAGCAAGUUUUGUUAUCCCUGAAAUUAAGAAACUAUCAGCUGAUAGUCGACUUGGCAGUCUCACCCUCAUUUUUAUUUUUUGUGGGGAACUGGAAGGUGCUUCUGUUGUGAAUCAUCUGUUGAAGGAUAAUGGUGCAUUAUCUUCUUGUGCAACAAAACUUGAAGGAGAUUGCUUUUGGGGCAAGCUGCAGAUUGAAUCACUCUGUUCAUCGCUCGAGAAAUGUGUGAGCUUGAGUUUGGGACAUAGAAUUGAGAUGCUUUCACCCAUCAGCAUGCAGACCAGCAUUCUCAUGCCUACACUUUUGGACCGUGGUAGCCGUCUCUCUUUUCAAACUCAUGCUUCUGAUUCCAUGAGUUCAUAUCAAGUGCAAGUGAGUAUAUGCGCACAAGAGAUUGGAGCAAGACAAAGAUCCCCUUAUGAUUCAUACACAUACAAUGAUGUUCCUGUAUCUUCAUUACCUCAUAUCAUGCGAUUGCGAACAGGGAAUGUGCUCUUCAACUAUAGGUACUACAACAAUACAUUACAGAAGACCGAAGUUACGGAGGACUUCUCUUGCCCCUUUUGUUUGGUGCAAUGUGCAAGUUUCAAGGGUCUCAGAUAUCACCUGAUCUCCACACAUGACCUAUUCAAUUUUGAGUUUUGGGUAACUGAAGAAUAUCAAGCUGUAAAUGUUUCUGUGAGGACAGAUACCUGGAGAAUGGAGGUUGCAUCAGAUGAUGUUGAUCCACGGCUUCAGACAUUUAUCUACUGCAGGACAAAGUCUAAGCGGCGUAGAAAAUUGGAACACGGUCAGAAUAUAAACCAUGUGCACCCCCAUGUUAUGGAGUCCAAUUCUCCUGUAACAGCCCAUGAAGACUCUUAUGAAGGCUGUAUGCGCAAAGAUGCUGGUUCUUGCCCAGUUGAAGAGAAGCUUCCCAGAGCCCAUUUUGGUGAAAAUCAUUUGCUGAUUUCCAGACAUAAAUCUGAAAGUUGUUCAGAGAAUCAUGGUCCUGGAGAAUGCGGUGGGCCUGUCACGUCAAGCUUUGAUACUGUUGGUUUCUGUGCUGCAACAGCCCAAUUGUCUACUAGUAAUGAUUGUUCUCAGCCAUUAUCAGGGAGUAAUCUGAUGCCACCAACAAUGCUUCAAUUUGCAAAAACAAGAAAGUUGUCCAUUGAACGGGCUGAUCCCAGAAACCGUGCACUGCUUCAAAAACGCCAGUUCUUUCAUUCCCACAGAGCUCAGCCAAUGGCAUUGGAGCAAGUAUUUUCAGAUCGUGAUAGUGAAGAUGAGGUAGAUGAUGAUAUUGCAGAUUUUGAAGAUAGAAAGAUGCUUGAUGAUUUUGUGGAUGUGACAAAAGAUGAGAAACAAAUAAUGCAUCUCUGGAAUUCAUUUGUGAGAAAGCAAAGAGUAUUGGCAGAUGGUCACAUUCCUUGGGCAUGCGAGGCGUUCUCCCGGCUUCAUGGAAAGGACCUCGUUCAAAAACCUGCUCUAGUAUGGUGUUGGAGGUUAUUUAUGGUAAAACUGUGGAACCAUAGCCUCUUGGAUGCACGGAGCAUGAACAAUUGUAACAUAGUUCUUGAAAGAUACCAGAAUGAGAGAUCAGAUCCUCCUCAAGAGUAAGGUCAGGAUCAUCUGCCUAAAGGUGGUUGUCACUAAGCUUUACCAAAUUUGAUGAUGCCGUCCAUCAGUUGCAGUUCUCACUCAGCGGCGUGCUUUUGUUCCUUUUGUUUUUGAUAUUUCUAUUCUAAUCCAUUCUUUACGAUUUUGAUUAAAGGUCAUGAGAAGGGGUCAGAGAUGUGUACUUGAGCCGCAUAUGUGAAUGACUGAACUGAUAUAAUGAACGCAAAUUUAUCAUUGAAACUAAAGCAUUGAUUAAUUUUGAUAUGAAUGACUUGA
Molecule: messenger RNA, 2536 nt
Organism: Dioscorea cayenensis subsp. rotundata (Guinea yam)
Lineage: Eukaryota; Viridiplantae; Streptophyta; Magnoliopsida; Dioscoreales; Dioscoreaceae
Product: polycomb group protein EMF2B
Exons: 22
Coding region: 224-2260 (678 amino acids)
Cellular component (GO): nucleus
Molecular function (GO): chromatin DNA binding
Source: RefSeq, a predicted model, not a curated record